GUACGGUGAAGUUGGUUGCGAUAUGUUUAUAAACACAUAAGAAGGUGACACACAUAUAUGCAUUCAUAAAAUAUUACUGUUUAAAAAGUGAUAAAUAUGCUCCAACCUGAUUCAUCUCUUCCACCUCCAAAUACCUUUGAAGUUUCUGACGUUCAAACACACCAGCCACACUCAACAGAGCAUGCAAAGCGGAAACAUUCAACAGAGCUAUCAGGCGGAGACAGAAACAAGGAUGAAAAAUCAAAUGAAAAAUCAGUGCCUUUACAUAUAAGAUUUGUUAAUUUUGAACCGAAACAAAUGACUUGUCCACAUUGUCAUAAACAUAUAACGACAGAGUUAAUAUUUCAUCCAGGAGAGACAACCUGGUCAUGGUGCAUUUGCUGCUUUUUAAUGGGAUGCGUACUUGGUUGCUGUUUUCUCCCGUUUUGCAUGCAGAGGUGUAGAGAUGUGACACAUUAUUGUCCACAUUGUCAUCAUAAAAUAGCUAAAUAUCAUCGUAGUGAUCCAACAAACCAUAGAAGAUUAUAAUGUUACGUUCGUUUAUACUUUUCUCUUUUAAAGGCGUGGAUUACAACGUCAAUUUUUUUUCUCGAAAAUAUUUGUAGUGUAUGCAUAUCAUAUACAUGUUAUUUGUUGUUGUUAUUUUAUUAAGAAGGAAUUUCCAGCUAGGAAAUAUUGCAAAUAAUUUCAGGAAGAGGAUGAAAAGCAAUGGUACUUUACAAUAUAAGGGUAACAAUUCUACUAAUAAAUGACUAAAUUAGUUUUAAAAGGGACAUUCUCAUCAUUUAAGCAGUGUGUAAAUAACUCAACUCAAGUAAUUGACAAUGUCACAUUAUAUUUAUUGUUUAAGAGUAAUAUGCAUAUGUGCCAGUUGUUAUUGAAAAAUAAAAUAACACUCUAUCAAUUUGGUACGUCUAGAUUUACAAUUAAUGGGAACGCAAACAAUAAAAUUACAAACACCCCCAUUGAAAGCCAAUGAUAUAUACAAGUUC
Messenger RNA from Mytilus trossulus (common blue mussel), 992 nucleotides. RefSeq names its product cell death-inducing p53-target protein 1-like. The transcript has 3 exons. Lineage: Eukaryota; Metazoa; Mollusca; Bivalvia; Mytilida; Mytilidae. The coding region runs from base 97 to 528 and encodes 143 amino acids. Gene Ontology annotation, molecular function: zinc ion binding. The record is from RefSeq and is a predicted model, not a curated record.